GUCACACACCUUGUCCUGCUCUGCAGGUGAUCUCCAUGGUGAUGGUGGCCGUGGGGGUGUACGCCCGGCUGCUGAAGCACGCAGAGGCGGCCAUGGCGUGCCUGGCGGUGGAUCCUGCCAUCCUGCUCAUCAUGGUGGGCGUCCUCACCUUCCUCAUCACCUUCUGCGGCUGCGUGGGCUCCUUGCGGGAGAACAUCACCCUGCUGCAGGCGUUCUCCGUCUGCCUGACCAUCAUCUUCCUCCUGCAGCUGGCGGCCGGCGUGCUGGGCUUCGUUUUCUCUGAUAAGGCACGUGGGAAGGUCAGCGAGAUCAUCAACGGGGCCAUCGUGCAUUACCGGGAUGACCUGGACCUGCAGAACCUCAUUGAUUUCGGGCAGAAGGAGGUGACUGGGAGGGGUCUGGAGGGUUGGGAUUUCCCC
Molecule: messenger RNA, 419 nt
Organism: Malurus melanocephalus (red-backed fairy wren)
Lineage: Eukaryota; Metazoa; Chordata; Aves; Passeriformes; Maluridae
Gene: TSPAN33
Product: tetraspanin 33
Exons: 4
Cellular component (GO): membrane
Source: RefSeq, a predicted model, not a curated record